AUGGAGAAAACCAGUCAACAUGUCAAAGAAUCAUACUGUAGGGAACAGGAAAAUAUCACUGCAGCUACCAUAGAACAGCUCGAACGUAUAAAAGAAGUUGCCGAAGAACGAGACAACUUAAAAAAACAAUUAGAAUGGUCUCAAGAGGAACUAGGAAGACUGCGGAGAAGUAUCGAAGAAAAGAAACUUUACGCUGUCCAGACUCCAUCAAGAGGAGAUGCCGAAACAGGAGGUCUUUCUAAUUUAUCCCAAUAUCCAGAAAUAAUUUCCACAGAAACUGAAAUCAAAGAAUUAGAAGAUAAUAUCGAGCAGAUGCGUAAUCAAAACAUUACACCAGAAAUACGGCUUAAAAUAAUACAAAAAGAAGUCGAGGUAAUGAAAAAAUACUGCUCGAAACUCUCCCUAAUACAAAACGAAAAUGAAGAACUCAAGGAACAAGUAUUUUUCUACGAAGACUCACUAGCCAAAAUAGGAUGUUUCCCAAUCACCCCAGCCUUGAUGGAAGAUCUGAAACUCAAAUUUGAAGCCAUAAAUGAAAAUGAUAAGUUGAAAGAGAAAAUUCAUGAUUUAGAAAAAGAGCUUUGCAUUCAUACUUAUUCCCCUCACGAUGUUGAAAUGUUUAGACAAAGGUCCCUACUUCUAGAGGAGGUUCUAAAAGAUCGCGAUAGACUAAGUCAAAAAGUAGAACAACUACGUAGUCUAGAUCAAGAAGUUCAUAGUUUAAAAAAGAAGGCAGCUAGAGUAGAUGAACUGGAGUGUUGUGUAAUGAAAUUGAAUAGAUCGAAAUCUUUCAUGGAAGAAGAAAUAAUUCAAUUAACACGUAAAUUAUCUGAUGCCGAAGAAGGAGAUUUUCACAAAAAAGCAGAAGUAGAUAUUCUUCGAUCCAAAGUAGUUUGCAUGGAACACGAAAUAGAAAGCCUCAAAUCCAUGUGCGAAGACAAAGAAAGAUUGAAAUCAGAACGAGAUCAUCUGAGGAACAAUCUCGAGGAAAUGAUAAGAGAGCUAGGAGAUGUAGACUACAUGAAAAAGCAGAUUCAAUGUAUGGAAAUGUUCAAAGCUGAACGGGAUAUAUUCAAAUCGAAAUACGAAAAUCUGAUGGGUUUGGAAUGUGAAUGUGAUAUUCUGAAAGCUCAACUAGAUAGAGCGAAAGAUAUAGAAAGAGAACGAAACUACUUGGAGUUUCGAGUAGAGGAUUUGGAAGCUUGUAUAGCGGACCAAGAGAAUGAAAUAAAAAGAUUGGUAUGUCAUAUAGAUUUGCUGGCUAAAGGAAGGGACGAAGAACAAGAGAAGUUCAGAGAACAUGCUGUUCAAAUGAGAGCAGAAAUUGAGGAGAAAGAUAGUCUCAUUAGCGCUACCCAAGAAAAACUGAGCUCUUUAGAAGUUAGACUUACAAAUUCAAUCCACGGCCUCAAUUCUCAAACACUUAAACACAAAAACAAAACCAGCAAAUUGAAAUCAGUAAUAUGUACUCUAAAUCUCGAAGUGGAUAGUUUGAAAGCUAGAAACGAAGAAUUGGAGAAUUAUCUUAGUAACAUACAAGCUGAAUAUCAAAAAUUGGUGCAUCACAUCGUAGCCUUAAAGAUAGAAAAUGAUAAUAUUACAAAACAUCUCAAGGACUUAACAGAGGAUAAUGUUUUUCUCAUCCAAACAUUAGAAGAAAAAGAAGAUACAUUGAAUACGUUAAGUGAAGUUUUAAAAGAUCACGAACCAAUAUUGGAUGAAUUUGAAAAAUCCCAAAGUCUUCGUAUAGAAUUUCCUCGUGAUAAAAAGACCGAAAAUGAUUCAAUUUGUUUAAUAACCUCUGAACUAGAGAUGACAAAGGAAGAGAAUAGAAGACUUCAUGAUAAAGUACAUAAAAUUUCUAACCUAGCCGCAGAUCAGCAACUUCAUGAACUACUGCUUCACUCGAAGAGCGCCAUAAAAAGAAUUUCUUUGGAACUGAACAAACAAUGUGAUGGAUGGCACAACUUACAAAACCAAAUCCAAGUAUUUAGAUCUGACGAUGGGAACGUACAACAUAUCACAAAACCAGAAAAGUUAAUAGUAAAUUACACUCUUUCUACUGGAAUAAAUACUGAUAUGGGAACAUGGGAUUGUACAAAGACAAAAAAAAUAGCAAAAUCUACAGAAAUAUCUGAAAUCACCAACGCCAAUAUUCCUGUUACAAGAAACGACGUGGAAGUAGAGUGUUCAUCAUUGAUUAUUCAAGAUGUAUCAAAAUUAGAUGCAGGUACCAUCACUAAAAAAACGGAAAUUGUUUCGGUAGGAGUAGAUACUCCCUCUACUCUCAAAUUGGAAGAUUCACAAAAUGUCGAACGUAGAAUUUGUAAAAAAAAAUUAGUACAUUCAAUAACUCAAAAACCAGAAAAAGUAAUUUACGCCAGCAAACCGAGAGCUAAAUCAGAAGCCAUUCAAUUGGAAUAUAAUAUGUCUAGGUGGAAUUUCCUUAAAGAAUCCUUAACACCGCAUACAAUAAUCUCUAGAAGUGUUACGUCACUCGAUUCAAACAAACGAAUUAUAUACAGUCAGAUCACAUCUGUUACUAAAGCACAAGAUAAUGUUUUAAUAGUUCCUAUGGAACCAUAUCAAAGAUCUAAUAAUCAAAAACGCCCAAAAUUGGUUACAGUUGCAACAAAAACAAACAAAAUUAUGUCCAAAGAUGAAGAAGUAGAAACUUUCGAAACUGCUAGAUCAUUCUUUUGCUCACGUUGUAAAAGCUUGGAAGAACGUAUACAAAUUCUCGAAAAAGAAUUGAUUGCUUCCAACAAUAUAAUGUUGAGGCUUAAAGAUGAAGUAUGUAAAGGAGUUAAAAUAGCAGCUGAGAAUGAAGCUUUACGUAAACAUUCGACAGAAGUGCAAGAAGUAGCUAUAGACCGAAUAGAAGACCUAAUUGAACACGUGAAAAAAUUCCAAGAAAAAACGAAUACUUUAGAAGACGAAAAUAAAAAACUAAAUACUUGUAAUUGUAACCUACAGUUGAAAAUAAAACAACUAUCACAAAUGAUCCAGGAGGCUCAAAACGAAAACGAGCAGCUAUCAUCUCGUAACGCAGCUAUAGAAAAAGAAUUGAAAGACGAUUCCGAAUUAUGUAAACUAAGAAGUGAAUUACUAAAAGCAGUUAGUGACAAAAAUGACUUGGAAAAACUGAUACUGGAAGAUACAGAGAAAAAUAAAAAACGUACAAAUUCAUUAGAAAAAGAACUGGAAUCACUUGUUGAACAAAAUAAAUAUUUGAAAGAAGAAAUUGUUCGGCUUGAAGCGACCAUAAAUGAAAGUGAAAUGUUAAACAGCAAACUAGCAAAUUCAGAAGGUAGAAUUGCGGAAUUGAAAAAUAAUUUACGUCACGCAAUAGAAGAAAAUAAACAGUUAAUUAAAGAGUUGAACACAAUCAAAUUCCAAUUGAAACAAUAUCCUACUAUAGACGUUGAUGAACUAAACGAUUUGCGAAAAGAAAACGAAAAUUUGCUUAAGAAAAUUAAAGCUCAAGCUUUAGAAAGAAACGAAUUAUUAGAUAAAUUGAAAACUCCACAUGUGGAUGUACCAUCACUUCCUCCAGAUAUGAAAGAUGAAGGUGUUCUAGUGACAAUUUGUCAGGACCUAGAAGGUCAACUGAAAUGUUUAGAGAAAGCAAGUCUACCCAAUGAAAUGGCCGACGAAUUCCAGAGGAUGGUGAAAGACUUAUGCAAGCGUUUAGAAAACUCAGAAUAUCGUGCAAAAGAAGCUGAAACUCUACUUAGAUCGAUGAAAGUCAGCGACCGUACUGCGAUGUUGAGCGAUGAAUUGAAUAAAUGUCGAGCAAAACUAGCUGAAUUGGAAUCGAGCUUAAUUGAAGCAAAUGAGAACUCAGAUCACUUUAAAGCAGAACUAGCCUCUUGUAAAGGUGAUUAUGAAAAAAGCUUGAAAGAUAAGGAAUCUUUACAGCAAUUGAUCGGAAAAUUGGAAACGGAUAAUGUCAAAUUAACUGCUGCUCUUGCAGAAAUAUCUGAAGGUGGCGAUUUAAAAGAAGAAAUUAAAAAAAUGAAAGAACAUAUAGCACAACUGGAAACAGAAAAUAAUGGAUUGAGAAAUAAAGCAGCAGAAUACGAUCGUUCUUUCGAUAAAAUCGAUCUUUUACAGCAAUCAAUCAAAAUUUCGAAACAAGAUUUAAUGAAAGCCGAAAAUGAGGUUGAUAGAUUGAAAAAAGAAUUAGAGAGCAGUCUCAAUAUUAGAAUAGCCGAUGGUAAUAAAGUUGAUGAAUUAGAGACAGAGAAAAAGAAGAAUCUCACUACUAUACAAAAUUUAGAAUAUGAAAUAAUUGCAUUGAAAAAAGAAUUAGAAUCGGUUUUAAUAACAGCUAAAAAUUCUUCAACAGGAAUAUCAGACUUGCAGAGCGAAAUAGCCAAACUUAAACUGAUAAUAGAUCAAUUAGAAGGAGAUAAAGUUAAACUGAAGAAAGAUUUUGACAAUGUUAACCUAAUUAAAUAUAACGCUAAUACAGCCGACGAAGUAUCUAAAUUAAAAGCCGAAUUAGAGAGAGCUAAGAUUGCAGCCCAAAUAUCAGCGGCUGCCGAAAAAGAGCUAGAAAAUAAAGUUUCAAACUUAGAAAGCGAAAAUGCAAGGCUACAAUUAAUUUCUAAAACGGAAGAUAGAAUUAGUGAACUAGAAAACUUAGUACUCACAUUGCGACAACAGAUAUCUACUUUAGAAGUCGAGAAAAGUAAGUUGCAAAAGGAUCUUGAUAAAUCUAAAUCAAUCUGCGUAAAAGAUGAAGCUCUAGUAGAACCUGCAGAUCAAUUAACUAAAUUAGAAUUGGAAAAUGACAGAUUAAAUAAAGAAUUGAAUGCUGCCCUGGAUAACCUGAAUUAUAUAAAUGCACAAAUUUUAGAAAAUCAAAAGGAAAGUAAAAUAUUGAAACAGAAUUUUGCUCUACUGGAAUCUGAAAAUACUCGAAUGAAAAAACAACUUGAUGAUAUAUCAGAAGAAUCUCAGACAUCUUCGUCUGAAUUGAUUAAAUUAAAAUCGGGCGAAUCUACUUUAAAACAACGCCUUGCUCUGUUGGAAUCUGAAAAUUUGAAAGUUAAAAAAGAUCUGGACUUGAUAUCUAACGAUAAUAAAAAUUAUCUUUCUCAAAUACAAAGCCUUAAACAAAAUAACAUUAAACAAGAAAAAGAAAAUGAAAAAUUGAAGCAAAGCUUGGAAACUGUCACUAAUAUCAAAGAAGAUGCAUCCAUAUGGAAACAAAAAGCUGUAGAAAACGAAGAAGCUCUAAAUAAACUUGAAAAUCAGUUAAAAACGAUUCUAGAUGAACAUAUAAAAUGCCCAAUAGAAAUUUCUGGAUUAAAAGAAGAAAACGAUAGGCUGAGGACUAAAUUGAUAGAUUUAGAAAAUGAGAACAAUAAAUUGAAAAAUCAAUAUGAAGGAGCUAUGGGAGAUUCUUUGAAAAAAGUAUCUGCACUAGAAAAAUUGAGAAGUGCUGAAUCAAAAUUGAAAGAACUCGUAUCGAAAUUGGAAAUAGAUAAUAGAAAUUUACAAAAUCAAGUAACAGUGCAACGUACAGAAUUGGGAACUAUAGAUUCGCAGCUGAAUAGAUCUAAAGAAGAUGUGGCUAAUUUGAAACAGAAGUAUACAUCUUUGGAAUGUAUGAAUAUUAAACUCGAAAAGGAUUUAGACGAAAUUUUAAGUGAAAAAUGUAAAUUACAAAAAUUACUUAACGAAUUACAGAAUGAUAAUUCGAAAUUAAGCGGAUUGAUAGUUGAAUUACAAAACGAAAAUACUAAAUUGAAAAAAGAGUUAGAUAAUAUUGCUGCUACUCAACAUCAACACUCAACUGACGAACUGAAGAUUAAACACAGUAAAGAAAUUAAAACUCUACAAGAAAAUCUCGCAAAACUUACUAACGAACGCGAUAAAAUCAAAAGACUUCUCAAUGAAGAAAAAAAGAGGAUUUCGUCUGUAAAAGAUAAAAAUGAGCAGGUGAAAGAUGUCGUCAUUAAAAAAAGAAAGAUGUGCGACCGGCAAACGGAAACAUGUAAUUUACUAGGACAAGCAUUGGACGAUCAUUCGAAAACGAUCGAAAAAUUUAGAAAGAAAAGCCAAGACUUAAAAGAAGAAAAUGACAAUUUGAUUAUGAAAAUCACUGAAACUGGAAAAGAGAAAAAUUUGCUUGAAAAAAGUUAUUCAACUCUGAAAGAAAGGUUUGAAAGAGGUAUCAAGAAUAAUGAAGAAAUUAAAAAAGAGGUGGAGGUGUUGAGAAAACAACUUGCGGAUAAAAAACAGAAAUUUACAGUAAAAACAAUCAAUACAGUGUCGAUACCGGAUGUUGUAGCCAUAACCCCAUUAUCUGAGAAAGAGCUGAGAUUCUUCGGCAAGAAAGCCUCUAUUUUUAAACCCAAUCUUCAAAUCAUAAUCAACAAAAUGGCAACUGGUGGUGUACAGUCGCUGUUUCUAGAAGAACUGCAGUUUUUGUAUAACAAACUUUGUGACGUAACGGCUGAGCAGCUCGCAAAAAUGGGACAAAGUGCUGGUGUAUUAAAGUCGAACGAAAGUGGCGACAAACUUGGUUUAUUGAGAAGAAUCGCUGCUUUGGAAGAAGAACUUUUGGAAAAACAAAAAGUCGCAGAUCAUAAAGUUAACGCUAUGCAAUACGCUGUAAAAAUAGGAAAAAAGCGCCUAAGUGACUUGCAAAAAACUUUGGAACAAGAAAGGAAGUUGAGUACUGAGCUCACCAUGCAAGUUGAUUCACAUUCGAAAAUGGUGAUGGAUCUUAAACAAGAAAAAGACUCCAUCGAUCGACAAAAAACUUAUCACGAACGGAAACUAGAAGAAUAUAUAGUUACCAUUGAAAAAGAACGUGCAAAGGCUCGAAAUUUGGAAGACGAACUCGAAAAAGAAAAAACAAAUGUCCUCCAUUUCAAAAGUUUGCUGGAAGCAGAAAGGGAUAGAGCUAGGAUUCAUAAAAGAAAAGAUACUGAAGCCUUAGAGAGAAUGCGCAUACAGUUGGAAAAAACAGUUAAUAACGAGCAGCUACUUAAAAUGAAACUUCAAGAUAAAACGAAGCAAAGGAGUGAUUCUCCUUGUAAGCCUGUCAAAGAUACAAACAAUUCUGUUACAGAAAAAUCCAGAGCUAACAUGCGUGCUGCUUCUUCAAAGGAUUUCAAGUCGAUUUCAGGACGAUUGUCGUCGGCUUAUAAUCAGUAAUUUUCGGAUAAUUGAUUUUAUUAUUCUGAAAAAUGAUGUUUUUGUACUAGUUUGUUGUAUUUUCAAAAAUUUAUCAAAUAAUAAUGUAUCAACAAUAGAAGCAUUUAAGGCU
Diorhabda sublineata is the source of this 7288-nucleotide messenger RNA. RefSeq names its product centromere-associated protein E-like. Lineage: Eukaryota; Metazoa; Arthropoda; Insecta; Coleoptera; Chrysomelidae. The transcript has 12 exons. The record is from RefSeq and is a predicted model, not a curated record. Bases 1 to 7176 code for a protein of 2391 amino acids.